Messenger RNA from Acanthoscelides obtectus, 3687 nucleotides. Lineage: Eukaryota; Metazoa; Arthropoda; Insecta; Coleoptera; Chrysomelidae. The record is from the annotation of a GenBank genome assembly.
UAGAGGAGGGGAAAAUCACGAGAAAAUUAGGAAAAUUGUUGACGGCCGAUUGACGUCUCACUUCGAUUUUCCUUUGCCAGCUGUCGAGCUGUCAAGUCUGUAAUAAGUGUCAAAUUUGUAAUCACAAAUGAUGUCAAGAUCUUUUUGUUCCUGAUAUUUUUUUAAUUUAAUGUAAUACGAUUAUUUUGUUUUGAUUUUAUCCUGCAAAAAUUCUAGUCAAUUAACUAUACCAACAAUUAAUCGUAAAUCGAAUCUAAGCAGUCCAAGGUGAUGCCUACGUAAAAGAGUUAAUUAGCAGAGGCUUUUUGGGUGAUGAGUGCUAGCGAGACGGCCCCCAUCUUAGUGAACACAAACGGCAGCGGAGGUGGUGGAGGUAGCGCGACGGAGAACCUAUCGAUAGUGUGUGGGGACAGCGAAGACGUGCCUUUGGUACCAGAAGUCGCGUUUGAACCAGCAUUGGAUUCCCCAGGGGUAAACCGAGAGUCGCAGCCCCUUUUGGGAGGGCUGGAUGUCUCUUAUAAUCAAUUUCCAGAUGAUCCAGCUUUCAGCGAACUGGUGUGGCAAGCAGAAGUUGCCAUUGAUAAUGGUAUUUUCCCAGAGAGGAUAUCACAAGGUUCCAGUGGGUCAUAUUUUGUCAAAAAUCAGUCAGGGAAAAUCAUUGCUGUUUUCAAACCAAAAGAUGAGGAACCGUAUGGUCGACUAAAUCCAAAGUGGACUAAAUGGAUGCAUAAACUGUGCUGUCCUUGCUGUUUUGGAAGGUCAUGUUUAAUACCCAACCAGGGAUACCUUUCUGAAGCUGGAGCAUAUAUUGUCGACCAUAAGCUAGGAUUGCAUAUUGUACCCAAAACUCGGGUUGUAAAGUUAGUGUCAGAAACGUUUAACUAUUUAAGGAUAGAUAGGCAAAAGGCUAGGGUAAAAAGAGCUAUUAUGGAACAAUUUCCAAAUGUUGGAUUAAGGUUUAAUAGAAUAGGUUUACCACCAAAGGUAGGAUCAUUCCAAUUAUUUGUAGAUGGUUAUAAAGAUGCUGAUUAUUGGUUAAGGCGAUUUGAGAUGGAUCCUUUGGUUCCUUCAAUUGCUCAGAAGUUUCAGAUGCAAUUCGAACGACUUGUUGUUCUGGAUUACAUAAUCAGAAAUACAGACAGGGGCAAUGACAACUGGCUCAUCAAGUAUGAUCAGCCGACCACAGCAAAUGACCACCAAGGCAACCAACGCAGCACCAUCGAAAAUGGUAUGCAUGACGUUAAAAUUGCAGCUAUAGAUAAUGGGCUUGCAUUUCCAUACAAACAUCCAGACAGUUGGCGUGCUUACCCGUAUCACUGGGCCUGGUUGCCGCAAGCAAAAGUACCUUUCAGCAAGAAUAUAAAGGAGUUGGUACUGCCCCUAUUGGCGGAUAUGAAUUUUGUGCAGGAUCUCUGUGAUGAGCUAUAUCAGCUGUUCAAACAGGACAAGGGCUUUGAUAAGAACCUUUUUGAACGCCAAAUGUCUGUGAUGCGUGGCCAAAUCCUAAAUUUAACGCAAGCUCUGAAGGAUGGCAAAUCUCCAGUGCAGUUGGUGCAAAUGCCAGCUGUUGUUGUUGAAAAGUCCCAGCAUACGUCUAGGUUUUUCAAUUUCACACAACGCUUCCAAGACAAAAGUCCCUUUUUCUCUUGGUGUUGAGACUCCAACAACAAAAGUGAUUAAUUUUCAUCUUCUUUCUGUUAUACAAAUCUGAGAUAUAUUCAGUGUAAUAUCAGUACAGUUCACUCAACCACAGUUAAGGCGGGGUUUGCAAGGUAAAUAAGUUUUAAUUUGAAACUGACAAUUCAAUUUGAUACUAAACUAAAUCGUGUAAUGUCACGCGCUGGACCCUAAAGCUAAUUAGGUAGUUUACAACUCACAUGUCUUUCAGAUAAUUCAGUUUUCACAAAAUUGAAGAGAUCGUCCUUUAAAAGUUUGAUUUAUAACGCAUAAGUUAUUUGUAAAAUCAGUAAUUUGUCGCCAAAUUGAUUAGCUUUUCCUACCCUUCCCAGGGGGUGAGAUAAUUUAGGUCAGUAUCAAAUCAUAAUGGCCAGUUUGAAAUUCAAGUUUUUACAAAGCUCAUUACUUGGUGUACCUCAACCUUUAGGUAAAUUAAAGCUAAUAACUGAUAAAUAAAUAUAGUGAAUCCAAACAUAUCUGUAUUGCAACAACUGAAAAUAAUAAUUUGUUAAAUUUAUUGUUAUAAAUGCAGGCAAAUCCUCAACAUAUUUUUUUUAGCUAGACACAAUUAUACAUGUUAUAUUGUGAUAUUCAGAAAUCUAUAAAAGCAAGUGGGCAAGGGUAUAGAAAUCAAAGUAGCAAAUGAUUAAACUCACCCCACAUGAUCAUUUACAUAUACAUUAUCAAUCCUUUUUUUUCUUACUAAAUAAUGGUUCAUUUUGGGAUACUAAUGAAAAAUCUCCUCCCCUAACACAUCAAAAUCACAACAAUUUCAAAUAAUUUAAGAUGAAUUUAUCUCAAGGAAAAAAUAAUUACCAUUCACAUUAUUUGUAGACAUUUAAAAGCUAUGUGGUGUAAUUUUGCAUCAUGUAUCAUAUUGCUGGAUCUGUACUGAUAUGUUGGUUGUUUUCAUCAAAGCAAGUCUACUCAAUCACUGACAAUGACACUGCUAUUAUAUUCACAUACAUCUCAAAACGAUUUUAGCAUAAUGUCUUUGAAAUAAAUCGCAUGCCUAAAUCCUAGCUAAAAUAGUUUGUCAUUAAGGACCAUUCAAGUAUUACAUAAGCAGUAAGGGGAGAGUGGGUGGAGGUCGUCAUUAUGCUUAUUUUUGAUGAAAUUGAGGAUGCAGGGUCCAGAUGAUGAUUAUUUCAGCAAUAUUAGUUUUUUAAUUUUUCAGUUUUUCUACAAAAUAUAUAUGAUUUGAACACAUAUGGCAACUUUAUUAGAACCUUAGCUAUAAAUUCUGCUGAUAGAAAUGUGUAUAACCAAGUAGAGAGCAGAAUGGCUCUUAGUUGGGAACUGGCUGGUCUGAUAUUGUUCGUGAACAUUUUGGAUCUAAUUUGUAUGAACAUGGCAUUAGAAUUAAUGGACAUUUAGAAAGAUCCCAUUUUGAGUAUGCUGGGGGGUUAAUAAUUGUAAAAUAUACCUGCUUAUGUAAUACUUGAACGACUCCUUAAAAACCUUCAAACAUGUCUUUUAGGUCCGAUUCUUGAGUAGCUAACUUCCAUGUUACAUAAUUAUGACUUUGAAGUUGACUGUCACUUGCCUUUCCAUUUGUUUUUAAAGUUUUAGUUGUCUCCAAAACUAUUAAUGCAGUGAUGCUACUUUUAUGACUAGGCCAUUGCCUGAUUCUUGGUUAAUUACCAUUUUGGGGCAAACUUCCCAUUAAAAAAACACUUUUUCAGAGUUAACUUCUAUUGCCAUUAAAGUUACAGAUCCACAUUUGAAAAAUGCAGCAGUAAUGAUGGGAUCGUUUUAACUAGUACUUAUGCAUCGAGUUUGACUGAAAUAUUUUAAAAGUAGGGUAUUUUGAGGUGCAUGCAUAAACAUACUAAUGUCAAUGUUCUUUUGAGUGGCAUAUUUGUAUCUUCUGAUGAAUGCAACCACAACUGAUUUUAAUAUUUUUAAGUUAUUAUUUUUUAUAUUAUAUAAUGCCUAUUUUAUCAAUCUUUGAAGUCUGUAAAUUUUAAUAUUAUGUAUUCAAAUACAAAAAUAUAUACUUUAUGAAAC